UUAUGCGUCAUAUGUCAAUUGUCAAUACUGUUGUAAUUUGAGUGCAAAUUUCUCGUGAAUAUAAUUAUUUUUUUGUGUGCAUAUUUAAGUUUUCUAAUCAGAAUCAACAUUUUGUCUUAAUCCGGCUCAAAACAAGCUGAAACAAAAAUGUCUACCGCUAUGACUUUUGGCCAAAAGCAGUUCGUACCGACACCACCAGAUAAGGGAAGUUUUCCUUUGGAUCAUGAUGGUGUCUGUAAAAAGAGUAUGGUGCAGUAUAUGAAGUGUCUAUUGAACAAUAAUAGUAAUAACUCUUUUUGCCGUGACGAAGCAAAAGAGUAUUUGGCUUGCCGGAUGGAACAUAACCUUAUGGCUAAAGAAGAUUGGUCAAAAUUAGGUUUUCAGAGAGAGAGCGAAGAACGGUAAUCUUAUUAGGAAAGUAGUUAUUAUGUAGUUUAUAAGAAUCGUUAAAUUAUUGCAUUGUAAUAAAAUUAUUAUGUUAAAUA
This is a messenger RNA of Manduca sexta (tobacco hornworm), 485 nucleotides long. Its product is annotated as cytochrome c oxidase assembly protein COX19. Lineage: Eukaryota; Metazoa; Arthropoda; Insecta; Lepidoptera; Sphingidae. The record is from RefSeq and is a predicted model, not a curated record. Bases 148 to 405 code for a protein of 85 amino acids. The transcript has a single exon. Gene Ontology annotation, cellular component: mitochondrial intermembrane space. Gene Ontology annotation, biological process: mitochondrial respiratory chain complex IV assembly.